Triticum dicoccoides is the source of this 1941-nucleotide messenger RNA. RefSeq lists its product as uncharacterized. The transcript has 3 exons. The coding region runs from base 161 to 1684 and encodes 507 amino acids. The record is from RefSeq and is a predicted model, not a curated record. NCBI's taxonomy places the organism in Eukaryota, Viridiplantae, Streptophyta, Magnoliopsida, Poales, Poaceae.
CCUCUUAACGAGAGGAAAAGGUGACCUUAAGCAAGUUCAAGCCAAACGUCUUGCUGUCGCUGUGCAUGCGUACACCCAAAGCAGAGGACAGUAGAAAGACAAAAAAAAAAAACCUCUGUUUCUCCUCCGGCAGGGCGAGCACGCCGUGGAGGCGGAAGCGAUGCCUUCCUCCCCCUCGCCCCCCAUCGUCCUCCUCAGCGACAGCGACGACGAGGAAGCCACCGCCUCCGCCGCGCUCUUGGGGCUCGCCGCCGAGCGCAUCACAUCGUCCCUGGUCACGCAGGCGGACGUCGACGCCGUCUGCAGGAAGCAGGGCGUUCCGAGGGAGUUCGUCGCGCGCCCCGCGGGCGACCUGCGCGCGUGCAGCGCGCCGCCGCCGGGGGCCGUCUGCGUGUACGCCCACGCGCUGGAGGCCGGGGUGCGCUUCCCGCUGCACGCCUUCUUCCGCGACGCGCUCAACCACUUCGGCCUCGCCCCGGGCCAGCUCGCGCCCAACGGGUGGCGCGUCCUGGUCGGUUUCUUCGCGCUCUGCCACGAGGCCGGCGUGCGGCCGUCGGUGCCGCUGUUCCGGCACUUCUUCAAGUUGCUCACCGUCACCAGGAAGGGCGGCUGGUACUGGUUCGGCUGCAGGGCCGAGGCCGGAGUGCUCUUCGCUGGUCUGAAAUACAAGAAGUCUGACAGAGAGUGGAAAGGGGGUUUCUUCUUCCUCACGUCGCCGGAGCCAUGGCAGUGCCCCGUGCUUUGGGGCGAACCGCCGUCCAAGGGCUUCCCCGGAGAUCCGGUGCUAACAAGCCAGCAGAAGCAGUCGGCGAAAAAGCUCCUAGAAGUACACGGCGUCGCGGUCGAUCUCCGGGCUUACCUCCGUAAGGCAAAUCUUGCUGCGGCCUUCUCCUCCAACCUCUCCGGCGCAUCACCUCCGCCUUCUCCUCGUUCUACUGUUCCCAAAGGGAUGGAUCCACCUGCCCGCGAAAUGACUGACAGUAUGCCAGUGGUGAAGAUGGCGGCGCCGGCAGCAGGGACGGAGCAGGUGAAAGGCGAGGCGCACGGUGACAAGCUUCCUAUGUCCGGAAAGAAGAGGACACGGGAGGAGGUGACUGGAACAGACGGGCUUGGCUGCGCUGCCCCGGUGUCUGACCCGCAUGCCCCGCCGUCGCCGCCGACCUUUGACCCGCGGUCACCGCCCUCGCCCGUAUCCGAGACACACGACGGAGACAGCGCCGACUGGAAGGCCGCGCGGAAGGUCCUAGAGAGCAUCAUCACGCCGUCGCGGGAGCGCCAAUUAGCCGCGUCGAAGCCCUCCGACGUCGUGGCGUCGAGCUACAUAGCAAUGCUGCAGGCGGCGAACUACGCGACCUUCUCCAUGACCUGCGCGCUGGAGCUGGAUGAGAAGCUGGUGGCGCUAGAGCGCGACAACCUGGCGCUGUGGGAGCAGCUGGAGAAGGAGAAAGCGGCGAGGCAGGUCGCCGAGGCGGAGCUGGAGAGGGCAAAGCGGGCAGCUGAGGCGGAGCGAGAGCGCGCCAAGGCGACGGCGGUGCAGCAGUUCCUGGGGUCCGAGGAGUACACGCGGCGGGUGGCAGAGCAAGCGCUGCCGGCGUACUUGCGCGGCGCCGAGGAAAUGAAGCGACUCGUGCUCCGGCACUACCCGCACCUUGACGCCGGCAAGCUGGAGCUGCCGAUUGAUUAGCUCGGUCUGAUUAGUUGGAAGGAGCUUGGAGUAGUUUUUGUUGAUCUUUUGGAGUACAUGGGGAAACGGAAACUGCUCUAGAUAGCAACAUCGUGUGCAAAGUUUUUGCUGGGCGCCUGGGCCAUGAGCUAGACACGAUGCCUAUCCUAAUUUGUUGGUGGUGGAAGGUUUGUUCACGGUCGAGAUUGAUUUCAUGGACAAAUCACGCAGCCAUAUAUCACUUCUAUGAGGAAAUCGACUCAAUGAUGUUGCAUGCA